Messenger RNA from Sabethes cyaneus, 1869 nucleotides. Its product is annotated as matrix metalloproteinase-2-like. The transcript is spliced from 9 exons. Gene Ontology annotation, molecular function: metalloendopeptidase activity; zinc ion binding. Gene Ontology annotation, cellular component: extracellular matrix. The coding region runs from base 88 to 1848 and encodes 586 amino acids. The record is from RefSeq and is a predicted model, not a curated record. Gene Ontology annotation, biological process: proteolysis; extracellular matrix organization; collagen catabolic process. NCBI's taxonomy places the organism in Eukaryota, Metazoa, Arthropoda, Insecta, Diptera, Culicidae.
UGGUGGGAACGAGGUUCUUCGUCGCCGAUUAGUUUUGUUGUGCCAAAACAGUCAUCUGUCGUGCGAUGUUGAUAAAGGUGAAAUUAAAUGGCGCGAAAAAAGUUUGUCCGUGACAACAGUUUGCUGGCGGGAACCACUAUUGUGUUAAUGUUUUUGUUGGGAUGUACUCCGUGGUCGCGGGGAGCUCCGUCCUGGGAUCGAGUAGAUAUUGUUACGUCUAACCAGGUUCCCACGAAAUAUAUGUUUGAUUUCAUGCGGCGAUAUGGUUAUCUGGAGAAAGGUCCCAACCAGGCGGAGGCACUCUACAGUGAGGAAGCUGUAAUAAUGGCCAUUAAGAAUGUUCAACGCUACGGAGCGCUGCCGGAAACGGGCCAAAUAGAUGCUCAAACGAUCAAGCUAAUGAGUUCACCUCGUUGUGGAGUGAAGGAUUAUACCGAACAUCAUGACCAUUCCACACGACAGCGGCGUUUUGUAAUUGGCUCGGAGAGCUGGCGAAAAAGGAAAAUCACCUACUUCAUCGCCAAUUGGAGCAGCAAAGUAGGCGAAGACUCGGUUGCCAAGUUUAUGCAGAAAGCUUUCGACGAGUGGGCCAAAUACAGUAAUCUGCGAUUCGUUCGUGUGUAUGAUCCUUCCGCAGAUAUCAUUGUAGGAUUUGGCAGUGGUCACCACGGUGACAACUAUCCGUUUGAUGGUCCGGGUAACAUUCUGGCCCAUGCUUUCUAUCCGUACGAAAUGAAUGCGUAUGGCGGGGAUAUCCACUUUGAUGAAGAUGAAAACUGGAAAGAAAACUCGACACACCUUACGGAUGGAGUUGAUUUCUACUCAGUAGCAAUUCACGAACUCGGUCACUCACUGGGAUUGGCUCAUUCUCCCGUAUAUUCAUCACUGAUGUUUCCGUACUACAAAGGCAUAACCCAGGGGACGCUAGACUACGAUGAUAUUCUAGCGAUGUAUAAACUGUACAUUCAAAAUCCUUACAUCACCGACGAACCAUUCCAUCCGAUAAACACCACCAAUUCUGUAGAUGAGGAUAGUGAAGAGUACGAGGAACGCACGGAACCAAUACCAGAGGAACCUGCAUCGAAGUUACCAGAUUUCGUUACCGACUCCGUUUCCACCGAUAUUGAACCAACAACUAAACUUUACGAUCUUCCCAUAACAUAUGUUGGGGACUAUACAACAGUGGAUGAACAUAUCACACGGCAUUACAGCAGUGUAGUUACGCAGGCUGUGCCACAGUACACGGAAAUCCCCGAUGUAUGCACCGGCAGCUUCGAUGCGGUUGGCGUUCUACGUGGAGAAGUGUUCAUCUUCAAGGGAGCCUACUUGUGGCGUCUGACGGAGAAGUAUCGUAUAAAGGAAGGCUAUCCGGUAAAAAUUUGGCAGGUGUUCAAAAACUUUCCGAAACAUAUCGCCAGGAUCGAUGCAGUUUAUGAACGUGAAUUCGACAACAGUAUCGUUUUGUUUUCGGGGAACAGAUAUUGGAUUUUCGAUGGACAAAACUUUCUCCACCCGGAGGCUCGUCCAAUUACCGAUUUCGGUCUACCAAGCAGCUUAGAAAAAAUAGACGCAGCGAUGGUUUGGGCUAAAAAUCUAAAAACUUACUAUUUUGCGGGAGACCAAUUCUGGCGGUACAAUGACACAGAACAAGAGAUGGAUGAAGGUUAUCCGAUGUCAAUGGAUCGAUGGUAUGGAAUACCAUCAAACCUGGAUGCAGCCACGUCAGGUGCAAAUGGAAAGACAUAUUUUUUCAAAGGAAACUAUUAUUGGCUUUAUAAUAAUGAACGUGUUCGGCCAGAGCGGGGCUAUCCUCGGAAAGCCAGUAAUAUAUGGCUCGGUUGCCGGUAAAAUAUGAAAAAUAAAAUUCCC